Messenger RNA from Nilaparvata lugens (brown planthopper), 1232 nucleotides. RefSeq lists its product as uncharacterized. The record is from RefSeq and is a predicted model, not a curated record. The transcript has 2 exons. Bases 234 to 1055 code for a protein of 273 amino acids. Gene Ontology annotation, molecular function: DNA binding. Lineage: Eukaryota; Metazoa; Arthropoda; Insecta; Hemiptera; Delphacidae.
UUUUAUAAAAAAAUCACUGUAUCGUUUUUAUUGAUUUUAUAAUGUUGAUAUUCUGAACUGAACAUUUAUUCUGCAUCAUUUGGGGACCAAAAAUUUAUGAUCCAAAAACUAAUUUUGAACUAGCCUAGUUUUCUAAUAAAAUUUCAAAAUAAAUCUACCAUCAAGUGCUUGAACAGUUUUCUCAUUUUAAUCAUUUAGGUAAUGAUUAUGUUCAUGUAUCAAUUCAUGAAUAAAUGAAUAAGUUGUGUAAGUGCUCCGUGCUCAUAUAUUUUGUUGGAUUUUUACAGGUUAAAAUGGUCAGGAAGUAUCAAAAGAAGACUGACAGAUUGGAUAUUUCAGAAGAAGCCAUCGUGCAGGCCCUCAACGAUUACAGAAAUGGGAACUACCGCUCUAUUAGGGAAGCAGCAGAAGCACAUGGACUAAAAAAAUCAACGCUUCAUUUUAGAUUAAGUAAAAUAAAUAAAAAAGAAAAUGAAGGACAUAAACCUGAGGACAUCGAUUUGGAAAAAGAGCAUGAAGACUUACCUCAACCUGUUAAGUCGAUUACAGUAGAAGAUAUGGCUCCAGUUUACAAUUCGAAAUAUUCACAUAGGCAGGUUUUUACUCCAGAACAAGAAGCCAUGAUUGUGGACUAUUGUAUUGAGAGGUCAAAAAUUUUCCAAAUAGACUCAAGUGACACCGACGAAGACGUUCCAAAGUAUGAUGAUGGAGGAGACAGCCCUUUCUCAGAGGAAGAAGAUGAUUUUGAAGCUCCAUUAAAUGACCAAUCUUUCAAUGUAAAUGAUUUCAUUUUAACAAAGUUUCCCACCAAGAAGACAGUGUACCACUUUAUUGGACAAAUAGAAGAAGAAAAUGAGGAUGGGUUCAGUGUUAAAUUUUUGAAAAAAAGAGAAAACUCUCUAAAGUUUUUUUUCUCAGACAGCCCCGAAGUCAGUAUUGUGGACCCUACUGACAUUUUGUUCAAGAUGCGACAGCCGGAUAUCACUGGAGGAACAUCACGAGCAGCCAACUGCUUUGUUUUUAAAGAAGAUUUGUCACUAUAUAACUUCAAAUAAUAUGGAAAAUAGUUUGUUUUUGUUUAGUUUAAAGUCAAUUCAGUUUAAAAGACAAUUCAGUUGAAAGGAGAAUAAGUUUAAAGACAAUUCAGUUUAAAUGAUUAUUUUUUUCUAGUUUAAAAGUCAAUUCAAUUUAAAAGUAACCUAAUUAUUUCAGUUUUAGGUGAAUUUUUGAAA